AUGAAACCGGCUGAAAAUUACAAGCCCAAAUAUACGUCCCAGUCGUUCUCCGACAGUAGGAAUCUGCCUGAUUCGUAUUGGAAUUAUCAACAGAAGAAGGGCCAGUCCCUUUCGUUUAACAGAAAUGGCAGAAUUGUGAAAAUGCUCUCAAGGAACACGGAAGCACCUGUCAGCUACUAUUCCUCUUCGACUUCUUACAAACCAACGAAAGGACACGUGUGCUCCAAUCCAACGUACCCUAGGUGUGUCUCGCCUCACGCUGGCGAGGUAUCGCAACACCGCAGUCUGCAGGGUCACUCGAAACUCGGCAGAGACAAGCAUUACACUCCCAAUGUCUCGACCAAGAGCAAACCUCGCUACGACGACGAGUUAGGGAACACCGAAAAGUUCAAAUACAUUAACGAGGAGUUGGGGAACUUUACUGAUGAUAACGCAGACGAGGAGGUGGAGGACGAAGAGGACGAUAACGCGGAGGCAGGCGAAUUCCUAAAUAAGGAGUACGACGAGCAGGAAGCUGACGAUGAAAUUGACGAGGAAUCCGACCCGUCUCCACAGACUCAUAGAGCUCAGAGAGCCAGUAUGAAGGAGGCGGACGCGAGGCAACCACGAUGGAGAGCCACCGACCAGCAGCAAGAUCCCCGACGACAUCGCUGCCAGCAACGUGUCUUGGCUAAGCAUCGCCUGGUAAUUAGGUACUAUCACAAUGUCGCUGAGCACGAGGUUCCCGAGCCCUUAUCAGAAGAAGACUUCGUCCGAACAUCCAAGAAAAAUCUACUGAAGAGAUCCACGGACUAUCAUCAAUGGUCACCAUCCAGAGGCGAGCCAGAUCGUUAUGUCGUGACACCGAUGUCCGUCCAGACUCGACGAGCCCGCACGAAAACGGAAAUCGACCAACUGAUAGAGACGGAACUCGGAGAAACAAGAAAGUGCAAUUGCUGCGGCAGCUUGACGCAGAGGAGACCAGAGUCACCUGUGAAGACCAGCUGCAGAUUCGAUGAUCGCGUCAGCUUUCCUACCAAGGGACCAAUCGGUGACGAGCCAGACAGCCACGAGCAGAUGUUCUGUGCCCGCUACAACUGGAGGCACAAUCCGAAGGACACGAGUGGCGUCAGCGACAUCCCACCCUCACAAUACCCGAUGAAAUCCCGUAAAUCUCGAGACGUGAAGUCGCCGACGAUCUACCAAGUACCCGAACAUGACUGUAUCGACCAGCUUCCGAACGAGUACACGCGAGCUUCAUCGAGAUACCACAGAAAGACCAUGGAUCCGGAGAAAUCUAAACGUUCUCCAAACAUUUCGUACGUUGUGCCACGUGUUUCGUCACGAUACGACGAAUAA
Dufourea novaeangliae is the source of this 1338-nucleotide messenger RNA. RefSeq lists its product as uncharacterized. Lineage: Eukaryota; Metazoa; Arthropoda; Insecta; Hymenoptera; Halictidae. Bases 1 to 1338 code for a protein of 445 amino acids. The record is from RefSeq and is a predicted model, not a curated record. The transcript is spliced from 5 exons.